AUGUCAAAUUAUGACAACACACACAGGUUGGCCUCAGAAAAUUUUGGCAGGAUUAAAACAUCAAUAUUGAUUGUACCAACUUCAUUACCCCCUUAUUUAGUAAACUUAAUCACAUUGGAAGAAUAUUUAGAAAUUAUUCAUCAAUUUAAAACACUUAUAGAAAAGAACCCAUCGAAAUUAUUUAAAAUUUUAAAUAUUUUUGGUGUUAUAAUUCUUCUUUGUUUUUUUAUACCUCUUAUAAUUUCACUUUGUUUAAACUCUAUCAUAGGUGUUUGGGUAGGAGUGGGGGUUGCUGUAUUUUUUUUAAUAUUAUUAAUAGCUCAAUGGGUAAGAAGGGGAAAAAAAAUUAAUGCAGAUUUUGAUAAUUAUUUUAAAGAAUUAAAUGCUAGAUAUUAUUCAAAAGGGUUCUCAUUUUUUAGUAAAACAGUGGUUUAUGGAUCGGGAAAAAGUGCUCAUUAUGCAACACAUAUUUUUGUUCGUAUCUAUCAUCCAGAUUUACCUUUACCCACUCCACCUCCACAAUUUUUAUCGUAUCAAAAUACUCAAUCAUCUCCACAAAAUCUUGCAAGUGAUAAUUUUGAACCAUAUGUUGAUGAAAAAACCCUUCUCAAAAAUUUUUAA
Molecule: messenger RNA, 621 nt
Organism: Dictyostelium purpureum
Lineage: Eukaryota; Evosea; Eumycetozoa; Dictyosteliales; Dictyosteliaceae
Exons: 2
Coding region: 1-621 (206 amino acids)
Source: RefSeq, a predicted model, not a curated record